Messenger RNA from Vigna unguiculata (cowpea), 3277 nucleotides. RefSeq names its product sister chromatid cohesion protein PDS5 homolog C-like. Gene Ontology annotation, biological process: mitotic sister chromatid cohesion; DNA repair. Gene Ontology annotation, cellular component: nucleus; chromatin. The record is from RefSeq and is a predicted model, not a curated record. NCBI's taxonomy places the organism in Eukaryota, Viridiplantae, Streptophyta, Magnoliopsida, Fabales, Fabaceae.
UGUACCAAAGAUUUUUCACUCAAAGAAAUAUACCUGAACAAGGGAAAAGAAGGAAGAAGAAAGCUGACAAGAACCCUAAUUUUCUGGUUGUAUUGGAAAACAAGCUACUAGUCUCUAUAAGGAUUCCAUGGGAGCGUGCAUUCAGAGCGUCAAUGGAGUCAAGCAGCAGAGAGUGUGGAGAGUGUAAGGUCAGAAAACAGAGACUGCAACACUAAUGUCUAUUGAUAAAGAAUUGGAAGAACAACUCCUUGAAGUCGGUAACAAGCUCGCAGUUCCUCCGUCCUCAGUGGAGGAGGUCCUCCAACUCCUAGACCAAGUGGAGAGCCUCCUAUUAAGGGUUGGACAAGCACCUUCAUCGUCCAUGGAAAAUGCACUCUCUCCAUCAUUGAAAGCAUUAAUUGCAAACAAACUUUUGCAACACUCAGAUGAUAAUGUCAAAGUUGCAGUUGGUUCUUGUAUCAGCGAAAUAACAAGAAUCACUGCACCUGAAGCUCCUUAUGAUGAUGAUCAGAUGAAGGAUGUCUUUCAAUUAAUAGUAUCGGCAUUUGAAAAUCUACAUGAUAAGCUAAGCCAAUCAUAUGCAAAGAGGAUAUCAAUUCUUGAAACGGUUGCAAGAGUCAGAUCAUGUGUGGUUAUGCUGGACCUUGAAUGUGAUGCCCUGAUUUUAGAGAUGUUUUGGCAUUUCUUGAAAACAAUAAGGGAACAUCAUCCAGCAAAUGUUUUUUCGUCCAUGGAAACAAUUAUGACUCUUGUUCUAGAGGAAAGUGAAGAUAUAUCCUUGGACUUGCUCUCUCCACUCCUGACCAGCAUUAAGAAAGACCAUGAGGAAGCUUGUCCAAUUGCCCAAAAAUUGGGGGAGAAGGUCCUUGAAAGUUGUUCAACCAAGCUUAAACCCUACUUGGUUCAAGCAGUGAAAUCCUUGGGUAUAUCUGUGGAUGAUUAUAGUAUGGUGCUUGCUUCAAUUUUUCAGGAAGUUAACAAAGAUUCAAGGGAAGUUACACCCUCUCAACAAGAAAAUCCUGAUGGGAAUAUAUCUCCGAAGUCUGUCAUGAGCAAUGGUGUUACUUGUGUUGGAGAUGAUAAUGAUUUGGACACUGAAAAAGUUGACAAUAGUAAACAAAAGUCGGAACAUUCUACCAAGAGACGACAAAAGAAACCAACCACUUCAACCAAAUCAGCAAAACGUUCCAAGGGUGAAGUCGCUACUAAUGCGAAAGAGACUGAGAAUGAAAGCCACAGCAGGAAAGUUCCCUGUUCCCCUUCUGAGGACCAUUCUGUUGAAGCAGCCGUAUUACCAAAGGCAUGCUACAACGAAUCUGAAGUAUUAGCUUCUCCUCCUAGUGAGAGCUUCCAUGAGGAAAAUCUUUCAAAGAAACUUGGACGAACAAAAAUGAAAGACGGUUCUGUAAGAGAAGGAGCUGCAGAGAAUGUUUCAAAGGUGUCCGGAGGAGCUAGUGAUUCAGAAGCCAAACCUGCCAGGAAGUCAGUGAAAAAGGCCCAUGGUCAGAUCUCUGAUGCGAAAAAAACUAGUGUGGUAGAUUCAUUAAAAAAAAGAAGUGAUUCAGCAAUUGAUGCAGAUACGGAAAAGCACUCUGCCAAGAAAUUAGAUAAUAACAAAAAGGGCAUAGGCGGAUCCUCUUCAAGGCAGAUGGGGGACAAGAAAAAGGGAUGCUGGCGGAAAGAAAUGCUUUCUUCUCCAAAGUCUGGAACAAAAUCAACUAAGGAUGAAAAUCCAGAGACUCCCAAGACAACUGUAAUGAAGCUUACAUCAGGAAAAGAAAAUGAGUCUGAUACUGAGAAAUAUGGUGAAAACGUUGUUGGUUUACGGGUCAAAGUUUGGUGGCCUAAGGAUCGUGAGUUUUACAAAGGUGUUAUUCAUUCUUUUGAUUCUGCCAAAAAGAAGCACAAGGUCUUCUAUGAUGAUGGAGAUGAAGAAACAUUGAAUCUUGUGAAGGAAAAAUGGAAGGUCAUUGAUGCUGACUCAGAUGCAGAUGAGGAGGAACAACGUGAGCCUGCAAGUCUUGAUGCUUCCACUGAUAUGCCACCAAAGAAGAAAGGGGAAACAAGUGUUGGUGAGUCAAACAAGCAAGGAAAGACAGAUCCUUCUUCUAGAAGCGAUGGAGUAAUUGCAUCCAGUAGAUCAUUGGAUGUAUCCAUGAAGUCCAGUCACAAGUCCAAAGAUGGGAAGAAAUCGAAAGGUUCCAACACUACUAGGAAAUUAGAGGAUGUAGUUAGUGUUGGUGAGUCAAACAAGCAAGGAAAGAUGGAUCCUUCUUCCAGAAGCGAUGGAGCAGUAACAUCCACUAGAUCAAAGGGUGUAUCCAUGAAGUCUAAUCUCAAGUCCAAAGAUGGCAACAAAUCGAAAAAUUCCAAGACUAAUAGGAAAUCAGAGGAUGAAGUUGGUGUUGGUGAGUCUAACAGGCAAGGAAAGACAGAUCCUUCUUCCAAAAGUGAUGGAGCAAUAGCAUCCCACAACUCAAAGGGUGUAUCCAUGAAGUCUACCCACAAGUCGAAAGAUGGCAACAAAUCAGAAGAUUCCAAGACUAUUAGCAAGUCAGAGGAUGAAGUUUGUAGAAAAUCUAAGGACAGCACUGCUAAAAAUGGUAGCCGGAAAUCUGUUGUUGCUGAUAAAAAAUUGAGUAAUAAAUUAGAAAACACUGAUACUUCCAAGACAAUUGAAUCAAAGGAUGAUGAAAUUAACAUGCCAAAAUCCUGUGUCAAGUCUAAGCAUGAAGCUUUCAAAGGUGAAAAAUCCAAACUAGAAAUCCUGAAGACUACCUUAUUGAAAGGAAAACGUCACAAAAGUGGUGGAAAAAUAGAUGUUGGCAAUGGAAAGUCUGGUUUGUUGAAGAGAAAAUAUCCUGAGAAUGAUUCAGAUGUUUCAGCAGGAGAGGUUAAAGAUGUCAAGGGAAAGACUUCACAUUCAUCAAAGCUACAAGGAAGUGAACUCAAGAGUGGAAAGAAACGUCAGAGAAACUAGAAGUGGGUAUUUAUCCUGGCUAUCAGUUCUACUCUUCCUGUGGCUGGAGUGAUCAAAUGAAUUUAAGCCGUGUAUCAGGUAGCUGUUUUAUUUUGUUGCUAGUGUUGUUAUAUUUAGUUAUUGGUUAGGCUAGUUUACUUGAAGUAUGGAUUAGCGUCUGUAGUCACUUUUUGGUUGUUUCUAGACCAGAUCAAUGUUAUAUGAAGGACAACGCUAGAAAAUAGUUUGCUAGCAUUCAUUUAAAAAAUUUUGUUGACACUACCUUGUUUGAUAAUAUAUGAUACACAUUCAUUAACA